AAUGCUUUUUUUUCUUUAUGUUUCUUCCUACAUUUCAAAUUUUUCAUAUGAGGGGCUUAUUAUUUUGAUUGUGAAUUGGUCAAUAUAGUGAGAAAAAUAAAAAAAUUGUUUCUGCUUAUAGUUUUGAAGGCAAACCGUAUCCAAAUACUCAAUAAAUUUGUAUGAAUGAGUACUCCAACAGCGAAAGGCGAAGACAGAGAUAUUGUUAUAACAAGAAGUGAUAGAAAAAAUGCAUCGUCUUCUGGUGUUAAGGGAUUGAGGACCAAAUCAAUUCAUCCUCCUAUUGAAAUGCAUUGGGAUCUCCCUACUACACAAAAAGGAAAGAAAAAGGCUUCACUCUCCAUCAAGUCAUUGUUGUCUUACCCACUCAUGAAAUUUGGAAGGAGUAAAAGUUUGGAAAUGGUUCUAGAAGGAACUCAUGAUCCAAAUGAUGAGCAAAUUGUUGAGGCUUUUCGCGAAAUGCUUUCACGUGAGGGUCUAUUACCACCUAAACACAAUGAUUAUCAUACUCUUCUAAGGUUUCUGCGGAUGAAUGAUUUUGAUAUGACGAUAUCCAAAGAUAUGUUUCUCAAUUAUCUGAAAUGGCGAAAGGAAUUUCGAGUCGACAUGAUUCAUAAGGAAUUCAAAUUCACAGAAUACACAGAAGUGAAAAAAUGUUAUCCCCAUGGAUACCAUGGAGUUGAUAAAUGUGGCAGACCUGUGUAUAUUGAGAGAAUUGGGAUGAUAGAUAUUAACAAACUGUGGCAAAUAACCACACAAGAAAGGCUUAUCAAGCAUCAUGUGUCAGAACAAGAGAAAACACUAAGAGUUAGAUACCCUGCAUGUUCGUUAGCAGCUAAAAGACACAUAGCUUCCACCACAAGUAUCUUGGAUGUCAAUGGAGUAGGAAUGUCUAAUUUCUCAAAGCCUGCAAGGUACAUCUUCAUGGAAAUUCAGAAGAUUGAUAGCAGUUAUUAUCCUGAGACUCUAAAUAAACUCUUUAUUAUUAAUGCUGGUUCUGGCUUUAAGAUGUUGUGGAAAGCAGUGAAGGCAUUCCUAAGUGAACGCACAGUAGCAAAAAUUCAAGUUUUGGGUUCUAAUUAUCUCAGUGUGUUGCUAGAGGCUAUUGAUCCGAGUAACUUGCCAACAUUUUUGGGUGGUAAUUGCACAUGUUCUGAAUAUGGAGGUUGCUUGAUGAGUGAUCAAGGCCCCUGGAAAAAUUCAGAAUUGUUAGAAAUGAUUCAGACAACGGAAGAGAUGGAUGGUGCGUGCGAACACAACAAUGUGGUUUCAGAAGGAUCAUUGAUGUCCAAAACGGUUGAAAUGCAAAACAAAGAUGAUCUAAGUAUGAGUUUGGCACUUGAGGAAACAACAAGGGCUAGAACAAGCUUGUCAUGUAGGUUAGCAUUACAAAAAAUUGAUUGGCUUGAAGCUAGUCUUGGAGAUAUCAAGAAUCAGAAAAUAAAGACAUUAGAAGAUGCACUUCAAGACACCAAGAUGGCAUUGAAAGAACUUGCACAACAUAUAGAACAGUAAAAAAGUGAAAUUGACUACUGUUAACAAAAUUGCAAUUAGCAAUUAGUAAUUGUUUUUUCACUUGCACCCUUUUAUUCAUAUUUAUACUCUUUCACAUGAGUCGCCAUAAAUGAAUUAAGUUAAUUGAAUUCAUACAUGUAUGAUAUCGUUUUCUUUUUAUAGUUUGUAUAAAUAAUAUAACCUCUCUUAUUUUGGCAAAUGAAUAAUAAUGAAGCUUCAUCGUUCA
This is a messenger RNA of Medicago truncatula (barrel medic), 1741 nucleotides long. RefSeq names its product phosphatidylinositol/phosphatidylcholine transfer protein SFH11. The record is from RefSeq and is a predicted model, not a curated record. The transcript is spliced from 11 exons. Bases 166 to 1515 code for a protein of 449 amino acids. Lineage: Eukaryota; Viridiplantae; Streptophyta; Magnoliopsida; Fabales; Fabaceae.